UCCUCUGACGGCGGGCUCCAUUGAGCAGCUAGGAGUGUGGUUUCUGCUGAAGGGGGCUGUCACUUUCUACACAGCCUCCUGAGAAGAAAGGGACCUGAAACCGUCCAGACCACUUUUUCUUCUAGGAAACGAUUGAGCACAGGAAUAAAGAUGGCUGCUGAAGCAGAAGAAAACAAUUACAUCAAUUUUGUGGAAAUGCAAUUUACUGACAACACACUUUAUUUUAUAGGUGAAAAUGAUGAAAACCUGGAAUCAGACUACUUUGGCAAGCUUGAACCUAGAUGGUCAAUCAUACGAAAUCUGAACAACCAAGUUCUCUUCGUUAACCAGGGAAGCCAAGCCAUGUUUGAGGAUAUGACUGAUUCUGAGUGUGAAGAGAAUGCACCCCAGACUAAAAUUGUAAUAAGUAUAUAUAAAGAUAGCUGCUCUAGAGGUAUGGCAGUAACCCUCUCUGUGAAGUGUAAAGAAAACUUUACUCUCUCCUGUAUGAACAAAAAUAUUUCCUUCAAGAAAAUGAGUCCUCCUGAUGAUAUCAAUGAUGAAGCAAAUGACAUCAUAUUCUUUAUGAGAAGUGUUCCAGGACAUAACAAUAAGAUGCAGUUUGAGUCUUCAUUGUAUAAGGGAUAUUUUCUAGCUUGUAAAAAGGAGAACGAACUUUUUAAACUCAUUUUGAAAGAAAGGGACAUACAUUGGGAUGAAUCUGUAAUGUUCACUGUUGACUACUGCAAAAACUAGAUAUUAAAAUUUCAUAGUUUGAACUUUCUAAGUUUUUGUCUUUCAGAAAAGUUAAGAUUGAGUCUAUAAUUGUAAUGAUGAAAUAAAAUGAAUAAUGAUCUCAAAAGAUACCACUAAGAAGUGAAUAGUAAGCUUUCACAAAAUUGAAUUGACCCAUGUUUAUACAGAUGAAUAAAGAAAGCAUUUGUAUAAUGUAAAAAGAUGCAUAGUUUGAAAACAUAUUCUCCAUUGUUGACAUUGGAACAUAGAUUAUACUCAAUAAAAGUGUUUUAAAUCUUU
Molecule: messenger RNA, 1014 nt
Organism: Eptesicus fuscus (big brown bat)
Lineage: Eukaryota; Metazoa; Chordata; Mammalia; Chiroptera; Vespertilionidae
Gene: IL18
Product: interleukin 18
Exons: 6
Coding region: 151-735 (194 amino acids)
Biological process (GO): inflammatory response; immune response
Molecular function (GO): cytokine activity
Source: RefSeq, a predicted model, not a curated record